UGCUUAAAUAAGUUCUAGAACCCUGCCAGAACAGGCAAAGAAGACUAUAGAACGUCCUGUUUGGGUUAAAGUGCAUAGUUUUGUCAUUAGUUUAAGUGAGGUUAUGGCUUCAAAAAGAACAAAAUUAAUGAUUGAUAUGUGCAAAGAAAAUGGAUUUGAUAAUCUUUGUGCCGUUGAGGAUGGUAAGUUCAGCUCAAAUAUUAAAUUAUGCUUUUAUGUUUAAUACGCAAUUAUUGUUCUUUCACUAAUAAUACUGUACCGUUUCUGGGAUUUGGGACUUGUACUUCUUUACCCGCGCACAGAUCUAAAAUUUAAAAUUGCUUUAAAUUAAUACUAUUAUUUCAGUAUAUUGUUGUCGAUUAUAAAAGAUGUUAAAUUAUUUUAAAUUUUUUACUAGGUUUAGUCUGUAUUUUUUUAGCUACAUACCUACUAUUUUUUUAUCCAUAUACUAAAAGUCAAAUACAGCGUGCCAAGUCACUAAAAUUUAAGGUACUGUAUUUUAUAUCGAAUUAAUUUCUGUUAUUAAUAUUUUUAUAGGUAAGCAGACUUGGCAAGAGAUUUGUUGUACAAGCACCAAUGUCAUAGACCAGAUACCAUCUACUUCACAGGAUGUUUUAACAGAGAUGUCAGAGCAAUCUAAUAAGAAGGAAUUCGUUACUUUGCAUAAUGUUCCUUUAUCUACAACACCGUAUUUUGAGGAUGAUGUGUCAUCUAUACACGGUAAAUAUGAUUAAAUUUGCUUUCAAUUUAUAGAUAUUCUUUGGUGUCAAAUAGAAUUUGAAAUUAUUUCAGGAAUUUGAGACGAGUUAGGUAAAUGUUUGAUACAGCAUUUUGAACUGUGGAAACUAUUUUACGUAUCAAAAAAUAAAAUGUUACUUCCCCAUUCUACUUUUUUGAAUGAUGUUUUGUUCAAGCCGAGGUUCUGCCAUCACCAGGUAACGAACAAUUAGGUGAUGAUCCUGGCGAUUGUGACGACAGCGAUAAGGAUAAAGACUACGCCCCAGAGUCAGAAAGUUCAGAUUCUGAUAUGGUUAAUCUACAGCAACUUGCAGAUAAAAUAAAAAAGAAAAACAACAAUUCGGCGGGUCAAGUGGAAAAUGUUAUUAAAGAAAAUAGGCGAGGUCGGAAAACAGUAAAGGAAGAAACCAGGGAGAAAAGAAAGUUAAGAAAAACAAACAGAAAUUUGGGUAGGGAAUAUACUACCAGCAAGGGGAAACUUAUCAGAAAAAGAGAGAGAACACCUUUAUGCUCUUGUAGGAAUGGAUGUUGUAGUAAAGUAGAUGAUGUUCAGUUGGACAUGCUUUUUGAUUAUUUCUGGUCAAUUGGCGACUUUGACGAGAGGGUUGCCUAUACCGCAAGUCUUAUUACGAAACAAAGAAAGAAAACAGCAAUAACGUCAGAAAGGAAGAAAAAGCGAGACUGUGUUAACGUUUUUCAUUUGAAAGUUAAUGGCGAGUUGAUUCAAGUUUGUAAAGGGUGCUUUGAAAAAACCUUCGAUAUUUCUAAUAAAUUUAUAACGACUGUAUUAUUAAAAAUGAACUCAACAGGAAUAUGUGAAAAAGAUAAAAGAGGUCGUAAAGAGCCUCCAAACAAAAUAAGUGAAAACAGUUUGCAGCUAGUAAAAGAUCACAUAGCUUUCAUUCCAACCUACGAAAGCCAUUAUUGUAGGAGGAAUUCCGAAAAACGAUUUUUACCUUCAUUUUACACGUUGAUACGUCUUUAUGAAGAAUAUAAAAUUUGGGUCCCGCCAAAUAAUAAGCCCGUAAGUCGUAAGAUUUAUGAACAUGUUUUUCACGAAAUGGGCAUUAAAAUAAAAAAGUUCCAGAAAGACACAUGCGCUACGUGUGAAAAAUUGAACAUUUUGAUUCGCAAUGAGAAAAACAGUGAAACCUUGAGUAGGUUAAAAACUGAACUGCAGUCACAUCUAGAUGAAGCUCAGGCGGCUUUUGAUUCGAAAAGACAAGACAAAGACCUUGCAAAACAGGAUGAGACUAAACUUGUAUACGUGUUUGAUCUUCAACAGUGCCUACCAACCCCAGAUCUAACUGCCUCUGUUGCCUUUUAUAAAAGAAAACUGUGGACCUACAACCUGACCAUGCACGAAUGUAAAAAAAAACAAGCGAUCUGUUGCAUGUGGUACGAGACCAUUUCUGGACGGGGUGCAAAUCAGGUAGCGUCUUGCGUAUUUCGAGAACUUUUAUCUUUGCCUCCUGAAAUAAAGCAUGUUACACUUUAUUCUGACACUUGCGGAGGUCAGAAUAAAAAUUCCCAUGUUGUAGCAAUGUUUCUAGUUCUUAUGCAGCUGACUCAUCUGGAAAGUGUGGAUCAUAAAUUUUUGGUUCCCGGUCACACUCAUAUGGAGUGUGACUCCGAUCAUUCUGUCAUUGAGAGAAAGAAAAAGAAGUAUGAAUAUCCAAUAAAUCAUCCGCGUGAUUGGUUUCAACUAGUGCGGUUAUGUGGACAGGCAAAUAAUAAGUUCCAAGUUAUUGAGAUGAACAGGGAACAUUUCUAUAGUUUCUCAGACCUGCUCAAGAAAGUAUUUCAAGUAAAGAAAAAGGAUGAGGAAGGAAACCAUUUUGUUUGGAAAAAUGUGAAAUGGCUAAGAUUUGAAAAAAAGAAAUGGACAUUUUAUUAUAAAACUUCUUUGAGUUACAUAGCUCCCUUUCAUGAAAUGGACUUUUCAAGACGUGGACAAACUAAGGAGAUACCAGUCUCAGCAAUCCCUAAGUGUCAAUUUCCAAACCCCAUUACAGAGGAGAAAAAGAAAAACCUUAUAGAUCUAUUGCCCUAUAUAGACAACGUGUUCCACGAAUUCUACAAAGGCCUUCCCACCCAGAAGGAUCUUCAUGAAAUUUUGCCUGAUAUAGAAGAAAUUGACGAAGAUAAUAUAGAGUAAAGAGAAACAUCUUAUGUUUUUUUGUGUAAAGAGGUAUAAUUAGUUUUUUUUUUCUGCGAAAUGGAUAUUUUUUUCUUUGUAAUAUUAUCCGAACAUUAACCCUAUUAAAAUAAAUAGCUCUGGAAAAAAAAUCAUUUUUGUAUUAUUUAUUUUAAGGAAGUUAUCCCAAAAAUUGAACCGGACAAUACUUACCAAGCUAAUUUUCUCAAAACUAAUACUUUUGACAUUAUACCCCUUUACCCGCGCACGAGCGAUAUAAGCUUAGGUUUUACUAAAAAAAAACUUUAACAUUUUUAUAGAAGAUCCUUUAUUUCAGGAACAUCAAAAACUUCUCGAUUUCCUCUGCGUAUCGGUUUAUCUAUGGACUUUAGUAUCUCGUCAUUACGAUAAUAGAUUUCAUCUUUACGACUUGGCCAUUUCCACUGCUUUCCAUAUGAUUCCAUUACAUUUAUGAUGGCCCCAUUUUUAAGAACCUUUGUAAUUUGCCCAGGGUAGUAUUUGCCAUCAAAAAUAACCAACACGUAAUUCCCGACCAUUUUAUUAAUUUCAGAACAGGCAGUUUCUUUGCCCGUUUCUUCCUCUGCCUUAGAAUCCUCUGAGAGUUCAGAUCAAUGGCAAAUUAUCGGAGUCUGAACUAUCAGAAGCUAUUUCUGGAAUAUUAAUACUAUUGGGAGCUUUGGAGGUGGAGGGUUGAGGCUGAGAAUAGUUAAUAGGUACGGGAGAGACCGAGUUUUGUAUGUCGGAGACUGUUAUACCUUUCCCAGGAGGUACUUGGGAGUUUCUUCUUUCUUCCAAUCCGUGAUGUCGUUGCUUGUUCACGCUUUUCAUUGAGAUGAUCAAGAAAACUUUGUCCCACAACCGUUUUAAUUAAAGGAUCGUCUGCAGCGCCGUAGCAACAACAUAAUGGGCCUGGGUUCGAGACUAUAUCCGUGGGCCCCUAAAGAGAUACUAACCUUCGUCUCUCCCUAAAUCGACGGCUUAAGGAAAGAAAAAAUUAA
Messenger RNA from Anthonomus grandis grandis, 3894 nucleotides. RefSeq lists its product as uncharacterized. The record is from RefSeq and is a predicted model, not a curated record. NCBI's taxonomy places the organism in Eukaryota, Metazoa, Arthropoda, Insecta, Coleoptera, Curculionidae. Bases 1028 to 2896 code for a protein of 622 amino acids. The transcript has 2 exons.